This is a messenger RNA of Diaporthe batatas, 2796 nucleotides long. RefSeq lists its product as uncharacterized. Lineage: Eukaryota; Fungi; Ascomycota; Sordariomycetes; Diaporthales; Diaporthaceae. The record is from RefSeq and is a predicted model, not a curated record. The transcript is spliced from 4 exons. Gene Ontology annotation, molecular function: aspartic-type endopeptidase activity. Gene Ontology annotation, biological process: proteolysis. Bases 685 to 2445 code for a protein of 586 amino acids.
CUGCGGCAUGCUUCAACUGACAAGGUGUGAUGCAAAUUGGUCCUUUUCUAAUACACAACCGGUGGCAAGCCCUGACUUCGAGAUCAAAGAAUAAUGACGACAAUCCCCUGUCGUGAUGUCCCCCCCCCCCCCGUCCCAAUAGAUCUCGUCUCAAACUCAUUGCAUAUUACUAUUUGGUAUGGAUACUGAUCUCUUGUAUUUGAGUUGGGCAGUCAGCAGUCAGGGCUACGAGGUAUUUGCCACAUGCGAGAAAGCGUCCAGGUGGCGGCAAGGGUCUGGUGGCCGGUCAGCAUUGCUUAUCGGUGGGGAAAUUAGGUCGGCAUGCUCGCACUGCCUUACCAGGUGCCCGCAAUCCGAGAAGCUGGCUUGAAGGCUACAGCGAAGGUGCCACUCGUAGAUGCGUCGAGUUGAUCUAUGGAGGAUCCGCGUGUGCCCUUCAGCUGGCGCUGGGCCCCUUCAAGGUUAGGGAGACAGCCUCGAGCAUGUAGCCGGCCAGCCCGGCCACAAAAUUACGCCUGAAUAUGAGGCAGGUUUCUUUGGAAGAUCUUCUCCAGUUCACGUCAGACGUGUCGAGGCCAAUAUCUUCACCUUGAUCCCUUCCUGCGGCUUUGCACAGCAAAUGCCCUCAUCAGCUUCCAUCCACGCCGCAGCAUAUUUUUCCUGAUUGAUUUCUUAUCCGUGAAGAUGCUCUACAAUUUCCUUGCGUCUUGUCGCCAGCCCUACUGGAUACAGUUGCUCAUUAUUCUUCCUCUGGCCAUCCCAGGCGAAGCUCAGUCCUCAUGUGUCCCACGUCCUGUAUCUAUCGCAAUUGGGAACGUGUCUGUGGCAAACUCGCCCGCUGAUGCUCUGGCAAGAGGCGUCGCUAUUGGAAUCGGCGAUCCACCUCAGAGCUUUGCCUUCUUGCCCGAUACAACCAACAAUAGCUAUGUUUACAGGGACGACAACUCUUGUCCCGCCACCUACACUGUCACUGACAACGAAUGCAUCACCAUCCGGGGCGGCGCCUACGUGGCAAGUCAAUCAGAAUCGCAUGAGGCUGGAGCCUUCGAUGACACCGUGACCGAUUCAAAAUACGAGUGGCAGACGACGGCGCACACUGACAGCUGGAGACUGAAUGAGCAGGUGUCCCUCCCGGGAUAUACAUUCGGUGUCCCGUCGAGUGAUAAUGGAAACCAGCUGUAUCUGCCUCAGGCUUUACUGGGGCUUGGUCGUGAUUCGACCUUGCUCCGGGCGCUGCGGGACGGGGGGGAAAUUUCCUCUCGCACUUGGUCUUACUAUUGGGGCCUUGAUGGCCGUGGGGCUGCCAAAUCUAACGGGAGUCUAGUGCUGGGCGGCUUCGAUCAAGACAAGAUCUCUGGGACCACCAACUACACCGCCAAGCUGAAUUAUACCGGGUGCGACUGGGGCACACAGGUACAAAUAUCAGACAUCAGACUCAACUUUGUCAACAACACCAUUCAGACCCUUUUCGAUGAUGUGUCAGUUGCGGAUGAGAACAAUGACGAGUUCCCCUCACUACCUCUCUACGCCUGCAUCGACCCCGGCACGGCGACGAUGUUUGGGCUGCCUUACGUCAACUACAUGAGUAACUUUGUCGAGUACACAAACUUCAGCUCUUUCAACGAAUAUGGCCUUGGAAAUGGAUCCGUCCGGUCUGCCGGCCUUCACUUCUGGGAUCUUAUGUACAUCCCCGAGGCGCCCCAGGGGGAUCGAUACUGGGGUGGCAUAUCUGUUGAUAUAAAUGGGGGGCCGUCCAUAAGUGUCCCAAACAACCAGCUAGUGGUUCCGCAUGUGUAUAUUGACAGCGAAACAUCACGCUGGGAAGAGGACCCGGACAGAUACGACCUUCUUAUACGCUCCGGAUCGAUCGGUGACUUUACGAACCGCAUGGUCCUUGGUCGGGACUUCAUGGCCAACAUGUACAUUAUGGUCAACCUCGACGCGGAUGAAUUCACGAUCUGGCCAGCCAACACUGACAGCAACCAAGAGUCACUCGUCCCUGUCGACGAAAGUGGCAACGUUAUCGAGACCUCCUCUUUCUGUCAGGCAAACCCAAACACUACGUUACCUGCUCCAGAUCCCCAGCCCGAGCCGGAUACCACUAGUCAGCUGUCCACCGGCGCCAUUGUGGGUAUCGCGAUAGGCUGCGCUGCGGCUGUUGGCUUACUUGCCGCUGGUGUUUGGUGGUUCUUCAGGCGGAACAAGCACGUACAGCAGCCAAAGGCGAAUGCCACACCUGAGACGCUGUCCCAGACACCUUGGGCUACACCGCCGCCGCCCUUCAUCAACGAUCCCAACAAGCAUAACGGGUUUGCUGGAGAUAGGAGCACUAUGCUGUCCUCAGGGAGUUAUCUUGACGCCAAUCAUCCUUCUGGGACUCCUAACCCUUCAGAGCUCUCCAGCAGCACACCCACCUACGUCCCACGCCAGGAGCUGCAAGGCUGAUCGCGUAUUGUGACGUGGGAACAUUGAUGAGAUCGAGGAACGCAACCAGUCUACUUAUCGUAUUCUGGCAUGAUGAUCUUCAUUCAACUUUGCACAGGUCGUCUGAGUCUACAUUUGGUGUGAACUGACUCAGAUUGGACGAAGAGGAAGUAUGAGAGGACUCGGAGUGGUUAUUCAAAAAGCGGCGAUGGGUGCGGUUGAAUCCUUGCUUUACAAUAUGACGCUUAAUCAUUGUAUUCAUUUUGAAGGAAGUCACGUUGAGAAGUUCAUGUAAUUUGGCUAUCUUGGUCUCGCCACCAUACCUUGUGAACGACUUUACAGCACAAUGCAUGAAGUUCCAAACCUUUUCUA